AGGAUGAUGACUUCUUGGAGCACCUGGUCCUGCUGACAACGAUCUGCCUGGGGGCUGAGGCCAGGGAUGAGCUGCAUGUGGUGGCCGUUGAUUCAAAAAACACAUACAGGGACCACAAACCGGUGCCCAUCGCAGCGCUGCGGACCUCAGUGCUCCCGAUGAUCAGCCUCAAAGGUCUGGAGCUAGUUCCUCCCGUCACUUUUGUGCUCAAGUGUGGAGCUGGACCGGUCUAUCUCAGUGGGCAACACGUCACCUUGGAAGAUGAUGCCAAGUCUGAAGCCCAGGAGGAAGAGCUCUCUGAGGAAGAUGUAGGCAAUGAGGAUAAUGACAGAGCGGCGUAG
Messenger RNA from Apaloderma vittatum (bar-tailed trogon), 341 nucleotides. Its product is annotated as nucleoplasmin-like. The record is from RefSeq and is a predicted model, not a curated record. The transcript is spliced from 4 exons. Gene Ontology annotation, molecular function: chromatin binding; RNA binding; histone binding. Gene Ontology annotation, biological process: chromatin remodeling. Gene Ontology annotation, cellular component: cytoplasm; nucleolus; nucleoplasm. NCBI's taxonomy places the organism in Eukaryota, Metazoa, Chordata, Aves, Trogoniformes, Trogonidae. The annotation marks the transcript as partial.